AUGGUAGAAGUUUUCAGACUUGCCUACAACAUAACUGUGAAUCACUGCAUGGCGUCGCGAAAGCCCUCAACCCCAGAUGUAGCAACGAAUCCCACAACAACAUUUGAGCAGGCGUUUGCCAACUACCCGAUAAUCCUUAAAGAAAUUGACAAAAAUCAUUUGGAGAAGCCAUCGAGGAUUCAGUGCCAGGCCUGGCCCAUUCUACUGCAAGGCCAAGACCUCAUCGGUAUCGCACAAAGAGGUGAAACAGGAACGAUCCUGGCGUUCCUCUUACCAGCCAUGGUACACAUUGACAGUCAGAUUCUUCCAAGGGAGAAGAGGAAAGGUCCUUCAUGCUUAAUCAUGGCUCCUACGCUUGAGAUCUCGCAGAAUAUUGAGCGAGAAUUCAAGAAAUACAACUACCGAGGGUUUAAGUGUGUGUGCGUUAGCGGAGGGGGAAAUCGACGAGAACUGACGGCAGCGAAGUCAAGCGUGGAGAUUGUCAUCGCAACACCUGAUCGCCUACACAAUAUGGCCUCAAGAAAGAUAAUCGACUUUACUUACGUCACGUUUGUCAUACUCCACAAAGCAGAUCGCAUGUUAGACACGGACUUUAAAUUGAACAUCCAGGAGCUUAUGCUAAAAAUACGACCGGACCGGCAGGUAGUCGUAACAGGUACCACCUUGUCAGAAGGCGUGCGUCGCUUCGCCCAGCAGCACAUGGCCAACCCCUUCGAGGUGGUAGUCGGCCCCCUCCACUUUUCCUCUGUGCACAGUGUGAUCCAUAAAGUCGUCUUGUGUGACGAGAGUGAAAAGCCGGAGCAUCUUACAGAUUUUCUUCAAUACUGCCUUCAUCCAGGCGACAAGACAGUCGUUUUCUUGCGUAAAAGGGACAGGGUAGAACGCCUGACGGGUGACUUGGUUCUGGGUGGCAUUAAAUGCGACUGCAUCCACGAAUGCUUGGAGGCUUGUGACCGGCAGCGAGCACUCAAUGACUUUCGGAGAGGCACAGUGCCAAUCUUGAUCGCUACCGACCUUGAAUCUCAAGCGUUGGACGUCGAAGAUCUGACGCAUGUCUUCAACUACGACUCUCCUCUAAACGUAGAAAAAUAUGUCUAUCGAGUAGGCCGCGCAGGUCACGCUGGGCGUCGCGGUUUCUCCGUUACGCUCGUAACCCGUCAGGACUGGAUGCAGGCUCGUGAUCUGAUUGACGUUUUGGAAGAGGCCAACCAAUAUGUCCCCCAGGAGCUGUACGCCAUGGCUGACCAUUUCGACGCAUGGAAAAAGCGAUGUGCAUUUCGGUCGGUUUAA
Molecule: messenger RNA, 1290 nt
Organism: Dermacentor andersoni
Lineage: Eukaryota; Metazoa; Arthropoda; Arachnida; Ixodida; Ixodidae
Product: probable ATP-dependent RNA helicase DDX43
Molecular function (GO): nucleic acid binding; ATP binding
Source: RefSeq, a predicted model, not a curated record